Messenger RNA from Baudoinia panamericana UAMH 10762, 2947 nucleotides. RefSeq lists its product as uncharacterized. The transcript has 4 exons. Gene Ontology annotation, molecular function: gamma-tubulin binding; microtubule minus-end binding. Bases 121 to 2781 code for a protein of 886 amino acids. The record is from RefSeq and is a predicted model, not a curated record. Gene Ontology annotation, cellular component: mitotic spindle pole body; centrosome; gamma-tubulin small complex. Gene Ontology annotation, biological process: spindle assembly; mitotic cell cycle; meiotic cell cycle. NCBI's taxonomy places the organism in Eukaryota, Fungi, Ascomycota, Dothideomycetes, Mycosphaerellales, Teratosphaeriaceae.
GCGUCCGCCCCGCCAUGAGCGGAAGGCACACGAUCAACAACGUUGCGAGAGAGGGGCGGAACAUGAGCAGAACACGAGUAGAGUAUGCGAGACGUUGUGGGAAGUUAAGGUUGAGAUACAAUGGCAUCUCUCCCACCCUCCCGCACCGCCAGCGCCGCUGAACCCCGCCGCACCGCCGCCAACCUCCGCCAGAAAAGUCGGCCCACUUCCGCUGCGCUCAUCGACGACAGACCGGACUCGAAGGCUUCACUUAAUCGCAGAACCUCAAUCGCCACCACAGAGACACGCACAGAACGAAGGGUCGUAGACGAGCGUUUUCUUCGCCGGACGAGGAGUCCUGUCAAGCCGGUCAAUGGCCGAGUUAGCAGAGACUCGGCGGAGAGGCCGCAGAAGGUGAAGACGAAUGGAAACGAGAGUGCACCAACUGCGGCAUCACCAUGGAGUCCGCAAGCAACACUACUUCCGCCCGGCUCGAGCGCACCACUGGCCUGCAGGGUGUCCAUUCCGCCCUUGUCUCAACAUGCGCCUGCAGCAGUGCAUCCGCCACCGAUGAGCAAUCUCAGUCUGGAACAGCAAGAACGGGCGCUGAUUGAAGACUUGUUGUACGUCUUCAUGGGCUUCGAGGGUCAGUACGUUCGCUAUAUUGAAUCGUACAACCCUCUGGACGAGAAGAGCCGGCUUGUAGGACCUACAUUCCGCAUCGCACAUGGACUGGACCCGAGUCUGCGCGACCUGGCGAGCGGUAUGCUGAAGACUGCAACGCAUUACGCCUCGAUUGAGGUUUUCGUGGAGACGAUGGGCAGAGAAGAGUGCGGCACAGUCAAUCACGCACUCUGCGCUGCUGUUCGUAAAAUGUUGAAGGAGUACUUAAUCCUGAUCGCACAGUUGGAGAACCAGGUUUUGACCAACAAAAGCUUCACCCUACUUCAAAUGAACAUGCAUCUCAAGCCUACAGGUCACAUGAUGUCGCAACUGUACAGCUUGGCGCAGGAAGUGCUCAAGGAGAACAGCAUGCUCGGUGAUGCUCUCGAGGACGAGGUCGAUCAGUCGGACGAGUUCGAGAACAUCCUCGAGUCACUCCGUGAAGGCCGCGACACUGCCAUCCCGGGCAAAAAGACAUGCAAAGGUGGUGCCGUUCUACGCUUGAUCACCCGUCGUCUGCAAUCAUCCGCAGGCGACCCGACUGCCUCCCAACUUCUGCAGACUCUACUUCGUGAAAGCAGCCGGCCAUACAUGCGCAUGCUCAAUGAGUGGCUCCACCAUGGCAAUGUCCGCGAUCCGCACUCGGAGUUCUUAAUCAAAGAACAAAAAUCCAUACGCCGUGAAGGAUUGCAGCAAGACUACACCGACGAAUACUGGGAGAAACGCUAUACCAUCCGACCCGAGCUGGUCCCGCCACAAUUGGAUGGCGUCAAAGAUCGCGUACUGCUAGCUGGCAAAUACCUGAACGUCGUCCGCGAGUGUGGCGGCAUUACAGACGUCAACCGUGACCUCGCCAACAGCGCGGAGGUACCUCACACCUUCGACGACCCACACUUUCUGGAGAACGUCAGCUUGGCAUACGCCUUCGCCAAUCGGAGCUUGAUGGCCCUGCUAUUAACAACCCACGGCCUGCCGGCUCGACUGCGGAGUUUGAAGCACUACUUCUUCCUCGACCGCUCAGACUUCUUCACGUACUUCCUCGAGCUGUCGUCUUCAGAGCUUAGGAAACCAUCCAAGAACGUCAACGCGGGUAAGCUGCAGAGUCUGCUGGACAUCGUGUUGCGGCAGCCCGGUAGCGUGGCGGCAGAAGACCCGUUCAAAGAAGACGUUCGGGUGACCAUGUCCGAUACCGGCCUUACUGGCUGGCUAAUGCGGGUAGUGAAUGUGCAAGGCAUGGAUGCAGAUGCCUCGUCCGUGUCCUUGACAUACACAGGCGGCGCUGGUAGCACGAGUGGGAAAGAAGAGAAGGAGAUCACAGGCUAUGAAGCACUUACGCUGGACUAUGCCGUUCCGUUUCCGCUAAGCUUGAUCAUCUCACGGAAUACCUUGACGAGGUAUCAGCUGCUAUUCCGCUACCUGCUCAGCCUGCGGCAUCUGGAGAUCUUACUCACAAGCAGCUGGACCGAGCACACGAAGGCGCCGGCCUGGAUUAAGAAGACGAGGCGGAAAGGCUCCACGGACGGAAACGCGGACGUGUCAGCCAGAAUCGAGCACUGGAAACGCCGCGCCUGGUGUUUGCGGGCAAGGAUGCUAUGUUUCGUGCAACAGCUACUGUACUACUGCACGAAUGAGGUCAUUGAGCCGAAUUGGGUGGCGUUCAUGGGGAGAUUGAGCCAUGCAGCAGAAACGGAGAAGUCAAGCGAAGCACAACCAGAGCAACAGACGGAAGAUGUCCCGGUCAAGGCCAAACGAACAGUCGACGAAUUGAUGCAAGACCAUGUCGACUUCCUCGCUACUUGCUUGAAGGAGUGCAUGCUGACGAACAGCAAAUUACUCCGCAUCAACUCAAAGGUAAUGGCCACCUGCACCCUCUUCGCACACACCACCGCCUCCCUCACCAAAUCCGUCGACCUCGCCACCGACGGAGACGCCGCAAGACUGGACAAACUCUACAGCAUCCUGCGCCAGUACGAGGACCACUUUGCGCGGCACCUGAAGAUCUUGAUGGAUGCGCUGAACUAUCUGGCUGCGACAGAGACGGUGGUGUUUCUGGGACUCUGUGCGCGGUUGAGUGGAGCUGGGGAGGGAGGUGGAGGUGGCGCACUUGGGAGGGAGGGAGAUAUAGGAGGGUAUGGUUAAAAAGAAGUACAUGCUUUUCGAGAAAUGGGUUGGGUGACGACCGGGGAUUCUAAGCGCUGGCGCUGUCGGUGAAGAAGGGGAUGAUAGUUUCGAGGACCGCAGUUCAUCGAUCAAAGUUAGCAUGAGUGACCGCCGCCGUGUCGAGCUAUUUCACUGAAGCUGGGCC